Messenger RNA from Rotaria socialis, 2454 nucleotides. The record is from the annotation of a GenBank genome assembly. NCBI's taxonomy places the organism in Eukaryota, Metazoa, Rotifera, Eurotatoria, Philodinida, Philodinidae.
AUGGCAUCAACAACAACAACAACAACAACAACAACAACAGCAACAGCAACAGCAACAGCAACAGCAACAGCAACAACAACAACAACAACAACAGCAGCAGCAGCAGCAACAUCGGGAAAGAAAGAUUCGUCACCAACAACAUCGACUGCUAAUACUUAUGUUCGAUGUCUUCCACAUCCGCCAACGUAUCGUUUAACGAUAGCUGACUUAUUUGAUACUUCAACUGGUGGUGGUAAACCUCGACUUAAUCGUCUUCGUGAACAUCUAUUUGCUGAAGGACGUCUCGAAGAAGAUGCUGCAUUAAUGAUUAUUGAAUGUGGUGAACAUUUAUUACGUUCUGAAAAUACACUAAUCGAAUUAGAAGCUCCCAUAACUGUUUGUGGUGAUAUUCAUGGACAAUUUUAUGAUCUUAUGAAAUUAAUUGAAGUAGGAGGCUCACCAGCUACCACACGUUACCUAUUUAUGGGUGAUUAUGUCGAUCGAGGCUAUUUUUCAAUUGAAUGUGUUCUUUAUUUAUGGGCUCUAAAAAUUCAAUACCCUACAUCAUUUUUUCUUCUUCGUGGAAAUCAUGAAUGCAGACAUUUAACUGAGUAUUUUACUUUUAAAACAGAAUGUAAAAUUAAAUAUACAGAACGAGUCUAUGAUGCAUGCAUGCGUGCAUUCGAUUGUUUACCAUUAGCUGCACUCAUAGAUAAACAAUUCUUUUGUGUUCAUGGUGGUCUUUCACCGGAAGUUCAUACAUUAGACGAUAUAAAAAAAUUAGAUCGCUUCAAAGAACCACCACCAUACGGCCCCAUGUGUGAUUUAUUGUGGAGUGAUCCCAUUGAAGAUUAUGGACAUGAAAAAUCUCACGAUGAAAAAUAUUUAUUUAAUGCAACACGUGGUUGCUCUUAUUUUUAUACAUUCAAAGCUGUUAAUGAUUUUCUUGUUAGAAAUUGUUUAUUAACUGUUAUACGUGCACAUGAAGCACAGGAUGUUGGUUAUCGUAUGUAUCGUAAAUGUCCACAAAGCGGUUUUCCAUCAUUAAUGACAAUAUUUUCUGCACCGAAUUAUCUUGAUGUUUACCAAAAUAAAGCAGCUAUACUUAAAUAUGAUACAAACAUAGUUAAUAUAAGACAAUUUAAUGCUUCCCCACAUCCAUAUUGGUUGCCAAAUUUUAUGAAUGUUUUUACAUGGUCGUUGCCAUUUGUUGGUGAAAAAAUUACAGAAAUGUUAAUUAAUAUAUUAAAUAUAUGUAGCGAAGAAGAACUUAUAACAGAUCUAUCAAAUGAUCAACAAAAUGAUAAUGAAAAUCAAUUUCGUCGCGAUGCUAUACGUUCAAAAAUACGAGCUGUCGGGAAAAUGGCUAAAGUUUAUGCUUCGUUACGUGAAGCUAGUGAGAAUGUUUUAAAUUUGAAAGGUCUUGCACCUGUAUCUCCAGCUUCAUCAACAACAAAUAUCAAUGAACUUAUUGAUGACGAAGGCGAAGUAGCUGAACAUCGAAAAGCACCAACAGAUUUUUCAUUUUCUACAGCAAAAACAUUUGAUCAAAUUAAUGAACGCAUGCCACCAUGGUCCGAUGCUGAACGAAGACAACGUUUGAUGAAUAAAAAUCAAUCAACCAACGAUGAUUCAAUUAUACAUAAUGUUGAUAGUGAUAAUGAACGAACAGAAUCAACAGCAAACAAGAGAGACUCGACACAUCAUACACCUACUGUUGUUAUAUUAAAAGAAGAUGAAAAAAUUUACAAUGGAAUCGAUAAUAUUCAAAACAAAACGUCACACGAGUCGUCUCUUUCGAAAUCAAAACAAAAAUCUAUUUCAUCUUCAACCGGUGAUCAACAUACUGAUCUUGAACAUGUUCAAAUAAAUUUUGAUAAAAAUCAUGAUAAACAUUCAUCUAAUCAAAAACAUUCCACCAAUAACACGAAUGGCUCAAUAGCAAGCGGGAGUGGCAGUGGUGGGUUUUCAAUAAAAAAUCCUGUUAGUUCAUUUCGAUCAUGGGUAUCUCAUAAACGAUCUUCGAAAGAAGAUCAAAUUGUAAACACAAAUGAUCGUUCUAUAACAAAAUAUGGAAAAAUCGAUACAUCUCCAACACCACGUAAAGCAUCAGUCAGUUCAGAUACAUCAAAACGAACUCGAACGAACUCAGCAUCAGCCACAACAACAACAUCUGUAAUUAAUAAUAAUAAUAAUCAACAGCAGCAGCAGCAGCAGCCGCAACAACAACAACAGACUCAAUCAAAUUCUUCUACUGUUACAUCAGCAACACGUGCAAAAAAGAAAUCAUCGUUUGCAUUACGUAAUACAAAUCCAAUUGCAUUGCUUAAACGAACACCGGAAACAAAUCAUAAUCAAACAGAUUUAUCAUCAACCGAACAAACAGGAGCCGGAGGAGGAGGAGGAGGAGGCCCGUUUGGUUAUUUGAAACAUCUUGUGCGAGGCGACAGUAGUAGCAGUGAAAAAAAGCAGUAG